Messenger RNA from Labrus mixtus (cuckoo wrasse), 1356 nucleotides. Its product is annotated as globoside alpha-1,3-N-acetylgalactosaminyltransferase 1-like. Gene Ontology annotation, molecular function: hexosyltransferase activity. NCBI's taxonomy places the organism in Eukaryota, Metazoa, Chordata, Actinopteri, Labriformes, Labridae. The transcript has 11 exons. Gene Ontology annotation, biological process: carbohydrate metabolic process. Bases 70 to 1167 code for a protein of 365 amino acids. The record is from RefSeq and is a predicted model, not a curated record. Gene Ontology annotation, cellular component: membrane; Golgi apparatus; vesicle.
UAAAUACCUCAUGCAGUUACAGAUUCAGUUUCAUCUGAUACUACCUUGGAAAUUCUCCAGAGAGUCGACAUGAGGCACAACAUUUCCAGGACCCAUGUUUUGAUCAUUUUACCACUUCUUCUCACUAUUUUGGGAGCUGCAUAUAUCUACUCAGGAGACACCAUCUCCUCUUUCAGAUUUUGGGGGCCAUGUGAGGAUAACCCUCAACUGCCUUUAACAGAUGCAAUGAAGGAUUUAAAGGUAAAAGACUGCCUGGAGAAUGGUAGCUGGAGGAUCAGAGACCUAAAAAUGCAAACUGGACUGCAUUAUGCCCAGCCAAGUACACAUAAAGGACGAACCGAUGUGAACUCUGUGACGAACUGGAACGCUCCUCUGGUUUGGGAUGGAACUUUUGAUCCUGUGGUCACCGAUGCAAUCUAUAAGAAAAUGGACCCGAGAGUUGCUGUGGUUGUGUUUGCUGUUGGAAAAUACACUCGUUUCCUGAAGGGCUUCCUGGAAUCAGGCAAAAAGUACUUUCUUGUAGGCUUCAGGGUUACUUACUACAUCUUCACCGACAACGAACAAGAAGUUCCCAAAGUUGAACUGGGUAGCGGUCAGAAGAUCUCAGUUAUCACGGUCCCCAGUGCCAAGCGCUGGCAAGAAGUAGUACUUGGCAGGAUGAAAUGGGCAACCAUCACCAUUGACAAACAGAUCCGCAAUGAAGCAGAUUAUCUUUUUAUGAUGGACAUUGACAGUGUUUUCUACAAUCCUGUCGGAGGCGAGUCUCUCAGUCAGCUGUCUGCUGUGCUUCACAGGGGCUACUACAAGAAUACCAACAGGGAUGCUUUUCCAUAUGAGCGUCGGCCCUUGUCAGAAGCCUACAUACCUGCUGGAGAGGGAGACUACUAUUACACUGCUGCUGUGUGGGGUGGAUACUUGGAGGAGAUGUACAAGCUUGUCAAAUACUGUUACAUGAAGUCAGAGGAGGACAAAAAGAACGGGAUUGAAGCUGUGUGGCAGGAAGAGAGUCACCUCAACAAAUACCUGCUGUACAACAAACCAACCAAGGUGCUGUCUCCAGAGUACCUGUGGUCAGACUAUGAUGCUGUACCAGCAGACAUUCGAGUCAAAAGGAUCUCCCAGCUGGUUAAGGACUAUAAGGAAGUGCGGCCAAAUGGUGGACACUGAUAUCAAGUCUAUGACAUACAGGACAGAAAACCUUGUUAUCUCACACACAGUACAGAAUCUGGAUCCAGUUGUGGUUUUACAAAUCAUGUCAAUUUUAAAGUUUUUAUGUCUAAUAAGUAAUGGCAAAAGUUUUUCAGGAGAAAUGUAAUCCAAAGACAACUGUGUUGAAUUGCAUUAUUGUUCAGGUUU